This is a messenger RNA of Phodopus roborovskii (desert hamster), 724 nucleotides long. RefSeq names its product C-C motif chemokine ligand 1 (gene Ccl1). The record is from RefSeq and is a predicted model, not a curated record. The coding region runs from base 419 to 694 and encodes 91 amino acids. NCBI's taxonomy places the organism in Eukaryota, Metazoa, Chordata, Mammalia, Rodentia, Cricetidae. The transcript has 3 exons. Gene Ontology annotation, molecular function: CCR chemokine receptor binding; chemokine activity. Gene Ontology annotation, biological process: neutrophil chemotaxis; immune response; inflammatory response. Gene Ontology annotation, cellular component: extracellular region.
GUCCUUCUCCAGGGCUAGCAGUUGCUUUAAAUGGAAUGAUGUGGGUUAGAUGAGUUGUCUACAGGCCACUUCCUCUCUUUCACCUUUCUCGACUUUCCACUCAGCUAGGACAACUCCCACACAUUCUGUCAAGAAUCUGAAGAUAGGUAUCUUCCUUUGCACUUGGGGAACUUCCCAAGGCCAGCAGGCACCCAAACAUACCUAGAAUACUACCCGAGAGGUUAGGAAAGGACUUUUCCAUGUGGCCAUUGGGUAUGAGUUCCUUCUCCCUGGGACUCCCACAUCUUCCUUAUGGUCUGGGAAAGCACCCUGCAGAUUCUGAUAAAAGCUCAGUACAAGAUGAGGCAGAGGAGAGCUCUUGGCUUCACCAGACAUUCACUGGUUGCUCCAGAGAGGCCGGAGCCAGAAACUCAUCACCAUGAAAGUCAUCACCACAGCCUUGAUGUGCCUGCUGCUGGCUGCUGUGUGGCCACGAGAUGUGGACAGCAAGAGCAUGCACGUGCCCUCCUCUCGCUGCUGCUUCAGAUUUCUGAAGAAAAUCCCUCCCCAGAAGUUAAUCCAGUGUUACAGAGAGAUCAGCUCCUCCUGUUCCCAUCCAGCUGUGGUAUUCAGACUGAAGAAAGGUCAAGAAAGCUGUGCCUUGAAUACAACCACUUGGGUUCAAAAAUACCUGAAGAAGGUGAAACCCUGCUAGCUGAGGCUAAAUAUGAGCUACAUCUUCCUG